AUGGGAGAGCUGCUGUCUCCCUCGGGCAGAGAAGUGUGUUUUAAACUGGAGAGCGGAGGACUGAGAGGAGGAGGCAGAUUCGGGCAGACCACACCGCCCCUCGUGGAAUUCUUGAAAGAUAUUUUACGAAGGUACCCUGAAGGUGGACAGAUUCUCAAAGAGCUGAUUCAGAACGCUGAAGAUGCAGGAGCGAGCGAAGUGCGGUUUCUGUUUGAUGAGACGGAGUACGGAGUGGAGUCGCUGUGGUCCCCAGGCCUGGCCCAGCAUCAAGGCGCCGCGCUGUACGUCUACAACGACGCUGUGUUCACGAUGGAAGACUGGAACGGAAUUCAAGAGAUCGCACGAAGCAGGAAGAGAGAGGAUCCUCUGAAAGUCGGAAGAUUCGGGAUCGGCUUCAACUCGGUUUAUCACAUCACAGAUGUGCCCAGCAUUUUCAGCAGUGACCAGAUCGCGAUGCUGGACCCACACCAGACUCUGUUUGGGACCAACGAGUCCGGCCAGUGUUGGAAUCUCAAGACAGACGUCAAAGAGAUCGCAGAACUCACCGACCAGUUCGCUCCCUACGUGGGCAUUUUGGGGAGUUCGGACAAAACCAUCAAAAACGGCAACUUCCCCGGGACGCUCUUCCGCUUCCCACUUCGCACGGCCCCGUCCCAGCUCAGCGCCAACAUCUACAACAAGGAAAAAGUCCUGGAGCUUUUCGAGUCCUUCAAAGCCGACGCAGACACGGUGCUGCUCUUCCUCAAAAGCGUGCAAAAGAUCUCUUUGCACGUGCGGGAACCAGACGGCACCGAGAAAUUGCUUUAUCAAGUCACGGCGACGGAAAACGCAGACAACAAACUGGAACGAAGCGAAGCCCUCAAGACUUUGGGAGAAGCCGUGGACAGCUACAGCCAAGGGGUCCCGAGCUCCACCAUCACCUGCGUCACCUACCAGCUCAACAUCCAAACACAAGACCAAACUCGCAAGGAGACGCAGAGGACGGCGUGGCUGGUGUGCAACGGGGUCGGAGGCAGAGGAAUGUGCGGCGAUAUGGACAAUCUGGCGGGCGACUUGAAGUUCCUGCCUUCUAUCGGUAUCGCCAUGCCUCUCGCGGAGAAAGAACGCGAAGAUGAAGCGGCGGCCGGGUUUUUGGGCCGCGCGUUUUGCUUCCUCCCCCUCCCGCCCGGCGAAGAGAGUGAAACGGGAUUGCCGGUUCAUGUUAGCGGUUUCUUCGGACUCACGGACAACAGGAGGAGUAUAAAAUGGCGAGAGGUGGAUCAGUUUAGGGAUCCGGCUGCUUUAUGGAACGAGCUGCUCAUGAUGACCGUCAUCCCUAAAGCGUACUUCACACUUAUCGUUGAAACCGUUAAAAGAUCACAAAGCACAACGCAGCAAGAGUUCGCGCUGACGCCGAGAGGAACCUACGCGGCGUGGCCCGAUCCGAAGCACGUCAAGUCCCGUUGGAAAGCCAUUCUUCAGCCUUUGUUUAAUGAGCUGUUAAAGGAGAAGGUCAUCUAUUCCCUGAGCGAGAGCUGGGUCAGAGCGGAUCAAGCGGUUUUCUCUGAACUGGACACGGAUAAGGACAUCGCAGACGCUGUGAUUAACUACCUCCAAAGCUCAAGGAUGCAGGUGGCGAAGGUGCCGGCCGCGGUGGACUCAGCCUUAGCUGCCUACGCGCCCGAAGCCGCUGAAGUGAAGAAGGCCAGGCCGGCUUUGCUGAGGCAGGCGGUGAGGAAGCACAAGCACAAGGGCCCGGCAGAAGAAAAGCUGCUGCUGCUGGAGUUUGCGCUGAGUGAUGCUAACUACAGUGACCUCAUCGGACUGGAGCUGCUGCCUCUGCAAGACCAGUCCUUCACCACCUUCACCUCCUCGGUCACAGAGAAGGACGCAGUGUACAUCGCAUCAGAAGAGUAUCCCAGGGCCCUGUACCCUGGACUGGAAGGUCGCUUCGUCCGUGAGAACCUGAAAGCUUCAGUAAUGGACAGACUGAAGAAAGCGGCCAAAAGCAGAGUGCAGCAGUACCUAUGGGGUUGUUCUGGAAGGCCCUGUACUCAGCUGCAAGUGCUGACCCCAGAGCGCUCCGCCAGACUCAUCAAGGAGAUCCUGACCAAGGCCUGGCCAACCAGAGACUUGACCGUGCAAUGGGAGCCUGAGAACCAGGAGCUGCAGCAUCCAACCGUGUCCUGGCUUAAAAUGCUUUGGAAACAUUUAUACAUAAAAUUUGCAGACGAUCUGAGUCCCUUUGACGACAUGCCAUUGAUUCCACUCGAGCCACUUCAUGAUGGCAUCAAAUGUGUGACCCUGCUCCGCCUCAAAACCCCAUCUCCCAUCGUUCAUGUGAGCGACCAGGAGCUCAGUGUGUCCGACAGUCUGCUGCACAUCAUGGACAAACUGGGGAUCAAAGUCAUUCAAAAGCUGGAUUCCUGUUUGCAACAUCCUCAACUUAGGUUUUAUAUCCAUUCAUUCUCGCCGAGCGUCCUGCUGCAAAAUAUGGACCGCUUGUCUACGCAGCGUUUAGCAGGUCUGGUGUCGUCUUUCUCGGUAAAAGAGAAAAUAGCACUGAGAAACUUUCUGGCAGGACUAUCUGAUAUCACAGAGAGAGAAAAACACGCACUGCUGGAGCUUUCCAUCUUUGAGAAAGUGGGGAGCUCCGCAGAAGGUGGUUCAAAAUACAUAUCGCUGAGAGGCGCCCGAGCACUGCAUCACAGAGCCAAGUACCCACCAGAUGUGAAAGUAUCCAUUAACCUUGUGAGCUGCCGUGAUGAGGAGUCUAUCCGACUUGUAAAGAUGAUGAAUGUGGAGCAGGUGAAAACAACAGAAUAUAUCCCAAUAAUCAUGAGCAGAGAAUUCAUGAUCAUGUUUGACCCAAAUAUCAAUCACAUCAGCAAGCACAUACGAGACCCGUCCAACCCAGGCAUCAAAAUCAACUGGAGCAAACAGCAAAAGAGGUUACGAAAGUUUCCCAACCAGUUCAAACCAUUCAUAAAUGUCUUCAACUGCCAGCUUCCUCUUGCCCAGGACUCCCCUUACAAAUUCGACGGGACACUUUUCAGACUGCCUUUCAGAACAGAGCAGGAAGCUUCAACGAGUGAAAUCAGUACUUUCUAUUACAACACGGCAGACGUUUAUUCAUUGGUUGAUGAGUUCAGUCUUUGCGGUCAUCGCUUCAUUCUGUUCACUCAGCAUGUUGGAAGCAUGGUUCUGAAGUACCUCAAGUAUGAAGAAGCAAAUCCGGCUGCAGCACAAGACGUAGUAACAAUCAACAAAAGCGUUUGGACAUCUAAAGCCUCAUAUGGGCCGUUAAGUAUCCUCAAAACAGCAGCGAGGGUCAUGAAAAAGGCUGCGAGCACCAACAAGGUACCAGCCGACGCUCCAAAGUCUGGCUGUAUCAUACGCGUCGUGGUCGAGGAGUUUCAUAAUGUGUUCAAACGCGUUGUUGAUCUCCACUCCCCUUUGUUCAGAGGUCCAGAGGAAGACCCGAAUCAGUACUUUGAGAUGGCUGCUAAAGGAAUACAGUCCAAACGCCAUACUGACGAAAUGCCCCAAAAAGUUACUGAGGUCACCAACUGGCUCAUUGCAUCGUGCAUGGAUAUCAACGAAGCGCUCAAGUUUUCCCUUAACGACAGUGGGAAAAGACUCGGACUAGUGCCUUGCGGUGGUGUUGCUGUUUUGCUGUCAGAGGAAGAAAAUCGUAAAUGGAUGGCGUAUUUGUCAGCGCUCACCAUGCUACGAAUAAUGGCAGAGAAUGAAGAACUGCUCAACUACAACUAUUAUGCAGCGUGGCCUGAUCCUGGACAAGUGCACGAUGACUUCACACUGAUCAGUCAAGGCGUCUACCAGGAAAUAGCCAAAGGAGGAGAUGGUGAACAGGCUAAAGUGUUCUCAGACGGAAUAUCAUGGGUCUCUAUCCAAUCCGUGAGAUUCCUUGAUGAUGCUCUACUUUGCAGACAAGACAUUGGCCCAUCUGCUUUCAAAAUAUUCCUGAAAUACCUCAAGAAAAGCGGAUCACAAAACCUCUGUGCAGUCGAGCUCCCUGAAUGGGUAAAAGAAGGAUUUGAUGAUGCUGGGUGUAAAGGAAAGCUCUUGGAAAACACCCUGACGGAAAAGCAGUUCUUUACCGAUGUGUUUUUCCCUCACAUACAAGAAAUCGACAAAGAGCUGCGAGAUCCAUUGAUGCAGUAUGUUUUAAAUGAAAAACUGGAAGAAUUCGCCCCAAUACUCAGGGACACUCCUUGCAUACCGUGUUCUGGCCCCCAAAAGGAGCUGGUUCUUCCUUGUCGACUCAUUCACCCCGAGGGAAGAGUUGCAAAGCUGUACAACCCUGAUGAUGGGAGAUUUCCUGAAGGGACAACCAAAGACUACCUCAACCCUGUGUGUUUGGUGAAGCUUGUGCAGUUAGGUAUGGCAAAAGAUGAUCUGUCAUGGGAAGACAUCACUGAACGCUCAGAGUCUGUAAAUGAGCUCAAUGAAAGCAACCACAUGUCUGCCUGUAUUCGCAGCAGCAUCCUUCUCAGCCUUAUAGAUGAGAAACUGAAAAUGGGAGACCUCGGAGAACCCAAGCUUCUUGAAAGGCUACAGAACACAAAGUUUCUUCCAUUUCUUACAAGACCUGCGGGGUUCUCGCUGCCCUGGCAUGGGAAUGACUUUGAGCCAACCACCAUGUUUUCUGCUAAAGAACUCUUUACAACAGAGCACCAGGACACGGUGUGUUUAAUCAAACCUAUCCUGAAUGAAAACUCUCCAUCUUUUAAAGACACUUCAUAUUUGAUUGCCAUGUUGGGUUGUAAUGACAUUUAUCGGAUCACAGAAAAGUUGGACAAUCUCGGGGUGAAGUAUGAUUCCACUGAACCUUCAAAACUAGAGCUUCCUCUUCCUGGAACUCCCAUACCAGCAGAAAUCCAUCACACUUUACUGAUGGAUCCACUCUACCCUGGAGAGUAUGUGGGCUACUUGGUAGAUUCAGAGGGAGGAGACAUUUAUGGGUCAUACCAGCCAACCUACACAUAUGCCAUCAUUGUGCAGGAAGUAGAGAAAGAGGAAGAGGAAAACAGCAAUGUGCUCGGGAAAUGUUUCCAGAUUGACAUUGGCUACAGCGAGUACAAAAUUGUCAGCUCCCUUGACUUGUAUAAAUUUUCAAGACAAGAUGAAAACAGUCAAGCAAGAGACACCAGUUCCCCAUCAACACCUACAAGUCCAGACAUUCGAUCAUCCACUCUUCGGAUGAUGCCUCCAAUAUUCACAGGCAAAGAAAACCUCAGGCCUCCACCCCAAAAACAGUCACCAAAAAAGAUCAAACUACAUGCAUUACCUGAGAUCCUCAAAGAAGUGACUUUAGUUGUUGAGCAAGCAUGGAAGCUUCCGGAAACCGAGAGGAAGAAGAUCAUCCGGCGACUGUAUCUCAAAUGGCACCCAGACAAAAAUGCCGAGAACCUGGACGUGGCGACAGAGGUAUUCAAGCAUCUGCAGAACGAGAUAAGCCGAAUGGAAAAGCAGUCUUUGAUAGAUCAGCAAAACAAUGAAAGGACCUCAAGACGACCCUAUUCCUCUUCGUCCACACGCUUUCAGUCAGAUAAGUUCUCCUAUCAAAGGUAUUACUCCACGUGGAACCAAGAGGCAACCAACCAUAGGUCCGAAAGACAACAGUUCAGGGAGCACAACCAAAGCUAUGCAGGCUCCUCCCACUCGCACCGCUUCUUCGUACCCCCAACCUUCAAGACCGUGGGUAACCCUGUAGAAGCUCGUCGAUGGCUGAGGCAAGCCAGAGCCAACUAUUCUGCGGCUCGAAACGAUCUUCACAAAAAUGCCAAUGAGUGGGUUUGCUUUAAAUGCUACCUUGCGACAAAGCUAGCCCUGAUCGCUGCAGACUAUGCAGUCCGAGGGAAGUCGGACAAAGAUGUGAAGCCCACGGCACUGGCGCAGAAAGUGGAGGAGUAUAAUGGCCAGUUAGCAGGACUGGCCAACGACGUCCAGAUCCUGGAAGGGUACGGGGUGGACAGUCUCAGGACCCGUUACCCAGAUCUCCUCCCGUUUCCUCAGAUUCCCAAUGACCGGUUCACGUCUGAAGUAGCAAUGAGAGUGAUGGAGUGUACAGCCCGGAUCAUUAUAAAGCUUGAAACCUUUGUGCAACAAAAAGUAUAA
Knipowitschia caucasica is the source of this 6120-nucleotide messenger RNA. NCBI's taxonomy places the organism in Eukaryota, Metazoa, Chordata, Actinopteri, Gobiiformes, Gobiidae. The record is from the annotation of a GenBank genome assembly.